CCGGAAGUGUAUCAGCCAAGUCGUGGGUGUCAUGGCGGCUUCCAGUAUCUUCAUAACCCGACUCCUGCUCUCUUCUUCGCAGUGAGUAAUAACUGGCCUCCAAGAGUUAUCCGAUUGUCUGCGUACGAAGUCGAACCUGCGACUCUCCAUCUGCAAUCCCGAAAUGAAGACUGUCUUGAUGGUAGCUGAGAAGCCCUCUUUGGCUCAGUCUAUAGCGAAGAUCCUUUCAAAAGGGAGCUGUACGAGCCGCAAAGGGCUGAACGGCGCAUGCUCAGUCCAUGAGUACACGGGUGGCUUCAUGGGACAGACCGUCCGCUUCAGGAUGACCUCCGUCUGCGGUCAUGUCAUGACCCUGGAUUUCAUAGGGAAAUAUAACAACUGGGAUAAGGUAGACCCUGCCGAACUUUUCAGCAAAGCUCCCACAGAAAAGAAAGAAGCCAACCCCAAACUCAACAUGGUCAAGUUCUUACAGGUUGAGGCAAAAGGAUGUGACAGUGUUGUCCUGUGGCUGGACUGUGACAAGGAAGGUGAAAACAUCUGUUUUGAGGUGCUGGACGCCAUCACGCCGGUCAUGAACAAGCCUUACGGGGGAGAGAAGACCGUGCACCGGGCCAAGUUCAGCUCCAUCACAGACACGGACAUCUGGAACGCUAUGAACCGCCUGGGGGAGCCCAAUCGGAACGAAGCCCUGUCCGUAGACGCCCGCCAGGAGCUGGACUUGAGGAUCGGCUGUGCUUUCACGAGGUUUCAGACUAAAUAUUUCCAAGGAAAAUAUGGCAAUCUGGACUCCUCUCUGAUCUCCUUUGGCCCCUGCCAAACCCCCACCCUUGGUUUCUGUGUGGAGCGUCACGACAAGAUACAGUCUUUUAAGCCAGAGCUCUACUGGGUGCUACAAGCCAAGGUCUCUAAGGGUAAAGAUGGUCCCCUCACACUGGACUGGGACCGGGUGCGAGUCUUUGAUAGGGAGGUGGCACAGAUGUUUCUUAACAUGAUUAAGACUACAAGGGAAGCCCGGGUAGAGUCUGUGACCAAAAAGGAGAAGGCCAAGCAAAGACCCCUGGCUCUGAAUACAGUGGAAAUGCUCCGAGUGGCUAGCUCAGCUCUGGGAAUGGGGCCUCAGCACACCAUGCAGGUAGCAGAGCGACUGUACACCCAGGGCUACAUCAGCUACCCCCGUACCGAGACCACGCACUACCCCGAAAAUUUUGACCUCAAAGGAACUUUACGACAGCAGGCUAAUAACCCCUUCUGGGCAGACACGGUUAGGGCACUGCUGUCAGAGGGGUUGAAUCAUCCCAGGAAAGGGAGUGACGCAGGAGACCACCCACCUAUCACCCCAAUGAGGUCGGCCUCAGAGAACGAGCUAGGAAGCGAUGGCUGGCGUCUGUAUGAGUACAUCACCCGGCACUUCAUUGCCACAGUUAGUCAUGACUGCAAGUACCUCCAGACCACCAUUGUCUUCAGUAUCGGCACAGAGACUUUCAUCUGUACUGGGAAGACGUUGAUAUCUGCUGGGUUCACCGAGGUCAUGCCCUGGCAGAGCAUCCCCGAGGAGGAGAACCUGCCGGCCUGCGAGAGGGGGGACGCCUUCGCCGUGGACGACAUCAAGCUCCUCGAGAAGCAGACCAGCCCCCCCGACUACCUCACCGAAGCCGAGCUCAUCUCGCUCAUGGAGAAGCACGGGAUAGGCACUGAUGCUAGUAUCCCUGUGCACAUCAACAAUGUCUGUCAGAGGAAUUAUGUCACUGUGGAGAGUGGUCGCAGGCUCAAACCAACUAAUCUGGGAAUAGUUCUAGUGCACGGAUAUUACAAAAUAGACGCAGAGCUGGUGCUCCCCACCAUCCGCAGCGCCGUGGAGAGGCAGCUGAACCUCAUCGCCCAGGGCAAGGCCAACUUCCAGCAGGUCCUGCAGCACACGCUGGACAUCUUCAAGAGGAAGUUCCACUACUUCGUGGACUCCAUCGCUGGCAUGGACGAGCUUAUGGAAGUGUCCUUCUCCCCCAUCGCUGCCACAGGGAAGCCUCUGUCGCGCUGUGGGAAGUGUCACCGCUUCAUGAAGUACAUCCAGGUGCGUCAGCGGCAGGGAAUGGGGUGCAACGAGUGCACCCACCCUUCGUGCCAGCACUCCCUCAGCUCGCUGGGGAUCAGCCAGUGCGUGGAGUGCGAGAGCGGGGUGCUGGUGUUCGACCCCACCUCGGGCCCCAAGUGGAAGAUGGCCUGCAACCGGUGCAACGUGGUGGUGCACUUCUUCGAGAACGCCCACAAGGUGCGGGUCUCCCCCGACAGCUGUGAGGCCUGCGAGGCCUCCCUGCUCGUGGUGGACUUCAACAAGGCCCGGUCCCCCCUGCCCGGGGACGAGACCCAGCACACCGGCUGUGCCUUCUGCGACCCCGUCUUCCAGGACCUGGUGGAGCUCAAGCACGCCACCAUGAGGCACCCCAUGCACCGCGCCGGGGGCGCCAGGAGGCAGGGGGGCCGGGGCCGGGGCCGCAGGCCGGGCGGCAGGGGGAACCCCAAGAAACCCAAAGACAAGAUGGCGGCCCUGGCCGCCUACUUCGUGUAGCGCCAGCGCCGCCGCCGCCGUAUCCAGCCCAGACGCGUUGGCUGGGGGAGUUGUUUUUUUUUUUAUGUGUUAUUGCAAAUAAAUUUUUAAA
This is a messenger RNA of Lepisosteus oculatus (spotted gar), 2654 nucleotides long. The record is from RefSeq and is a predicted model, not a curated record. NCBI's taxonomy places the organism in Eukaryota, Metazoa, Chordata, Actinopteri, Semionotiformes, Lepisosteidae.